Molecule: messenger RNA, 1002 nt
Organism: Mesocricetus auratus (golden hamster)
Lineage: Eukaryota; Metazoa; Chordata; Mammalia; Rodentia; Cricetidae
Product: olfactory receptor 52M1-like
Exons: 1
Coding region: 1-1002 (333 amino acids)
Biological process (GO): G protein-coupled receptor signaling pathway
Cellular component (GO): membrane
Molecular function (GO): G protein-coupled receptor activity; olfactory receptor activity
Source: RefSeq, a predicted model, not a curated record
AUGGGGCCAGCUAAUAAGUCCCAACUCUCUCCAAGCACCUUCUGGCUGAUGGGCAUCCCAGGACUGGAGCACCUCCACGUCUGGAUUGGGAUUCCCUUCUGCUCCAUGUACAUAGUGGCUGUGAUGGGCAACGUGACAAUCCUGGCUGUGGUGAGAGCAGAGCGCAGCCUCCACGAACCCAUGUUCCUCUUCCUGUGCAUGCUGUCAGUCACUGACCUGGUCCUCUCCACGUCUACACUGCCACGCAUGCUGUGUCUCUUCUGGAUGGGAGCUCAUGACUUUGCCUUUGAUGCUUGCCUUACUCAAAUGUUCUUCAUCCACAGCUUCACUGCCAUGGAAUCUGGCUUUUUCUUGGCCAUGGCCAUUGAUCGCUAUGUGGCCAUCUGUGACCCAUUGCGUCAUGCCAUAAUUCUCACCCACAAUCGUAUUGCCCAAAUGGGAGUAGCUGUGGUGCUGAGGGGAGUAGGCUUCUUCACCCCACACCCCAUCCUGCUCAAGCAGCUUCCCUACUGCAGAUCUCGGAUCAUUGCACACACCUACUGUGAGUUCAUGGCUGUAGUGAAGCUAGCGUGUGUGGACACAGGAGCUACCAAACGUUACAGCCUCAGCGUGGCUUCUGUCAUUGGCUCCUGUGAUGGCUUCUUCAUUGCCCUUUCUUAUGUUUUGAUCCUCCGUGCAGUCUUUCGCCUCCCCUCUAGAGAAGCAAGUCUUAAAGCUUUAGGGACCUGUGGUUCCCAUGUCUGUGUAAUUCUGGUUUUCUAUUCCACAGCUGUCUUUACAUUCCUGACCCACCGUUUUGGUCACAACGUGGCCCCUCAAGUUCAUAUCUUCAUUGCCAAUAUGUAUCUUCUGGUACCACCCUUUCUUAACCCAAUUGUUUAUGGCAUUAGGACAAAGAAAAUUAGAGAGUAUGUUGUUAGUUUUCUAAGAAUAAAAGUUUCUGAUGUUUCAAAAGUUAUCUGCAGAGAAAAUGACAAUAUAGGAAGAAAAACAGACAAGUAA